AUGCCAGCCUCUGCGGAGAAUACUACCGUUAUUCAACAAAACAACACCUCUUCUUCUAACCCUAAACUUAAUCCUGUUGAUGCUAAACCUAAUCCUACACCUAAACCUAAACCUAACCCUUCUCCUUCGCAGCCUUUCGAAGAUCCUCUUGUGGUUCUUCCAGUUGAUGCUGCAACGAUUGCAUCACUUCCUUAA
Molecule: messenger RNA, 195 nt
Organism: Eruca vesicaria subsp. sativa (arugula)
Lineage: Eukaryota; Viridiplantae; Streptophyta; Magnoliopsida; Brassicales; Brassicaceae
Source: the annotation of a GenBank genome assembly